Molecule: messenger RNA, 171 nt
Organism: Cantharellus anzutake
Lineage: Eukaryota; Fungi; Basidiomycota; Agaricomycetes; Cantharellales; Hydnaceae
Product: ubiquinol-cytochrome C reductase UQCRX/QCR9-like protein
Exons: 2
Biological process (GO): mitochondrial electron transport, ubiquinol to cytochrome c
Source: RefSeq, a predicted model, not a curated record
CUGGCUAACUCCUUAUAUCGAACCGUGUUCAAGCGGAAUUCCGUCUUUGUGUCAACCGUAUUUGCCGGAGCCUUUGCAUUCGGAAUUGGGUUCGACCUCGGUAUUUCAAAGAUAUGGGAUACUUGGAACCAAGGAAAACAAUGGAAGGAUAUCCGAUCGAAAUAUGUUGAA